AAAAGCAGAAUCUGUGAGUCGCCUGGAGGCAGUGCGGCGGCUGCCGUGAGGAGUCCGGGUGCGGAGCCGCCGGCGCCCCAGCCGCUCAGGGCCAGGGUCUGGGCUGGGAGGGAGAGGCCGGAGCAGCGCCAGGAGCCCGAGGCCGAAGUCGAGGAGGAAUGUGACUAGGGGUCGGCGGGGGCGCGGGAGUACGCGAGAGCAGGGAUGGGGCAGCAGGUGGGCCGCGUCGGGGAGGCUCCGGGGCUCCAGCAGCCUCAGCCCCGCGGGAUCCGGGGCAGCAGUGCAGCCAGGCCCUCCGGCCGCAGGCGGGACCCGGCGGGGCGCACCACAGAGACCGGCUUCAAUAUCUUCACGCAGCAUGAUCACUUUGCCAGCUGUGUGGAGGAUGGAUUUGAGGGAGACAAGACUGGAGGCAGUAGUCCAGAAGCUUUGCAUCGUCCCUAUGGUUGUGAUGUUGAACCCCAGGCACUAAAUGAAGCUAUCAGGUGGAGCUCCAAGGAGAACUUGCUUGGAGCCACCGAGAGUGACCCUAAUCUCUUCGUUGCACUUUAUGAUUUUGUAGCAAGUGGUGAUAACACACUCAGCAUCACUAAAGGUGAAAAGCUACGAGUUCUUGGUUACAACCAGAAUGGCGAGUGGAGUGAAGUUCGCUCUAAGAAUGGGCAGGGCUGGGUGCCAAGCAACUAUAUCACCCCAGUGAACAGCCUGGAAAAACACUCCUGGUACCAUGGACCUGUGUCACGCAGUGCAGCUGAGUAUCUGCUCAGCAGUCUAAUCAAUGGCAGCUUCCUGGUGCGAGAAAGUGAGAGUAGCCCUGGGCAGCUGUCCAUCUCGCUCAGGUACGAGGGACGUGUGUAUCACUACAGGAUCAACACCACCGCAGAUGGCAAGGUAUAUGUGACUGCUGAGAGCCGCUUCAGCACCUUGGCAGAGCUUGUACACCAUCACUCCACAGUGGCUGAUGGGCUGGUGACAACAUUACACUACCCAGCACCCAAGUGUAAUAAGCCUACAGUCUAUGGUGUGUCCCCCAUCCACGACAAAUGGGAAAUGGAACGAACGGAUAUUACCAUGAAGCACAAACUUGGGGGCGGUCAGUAUGGAGAGGUUUAUGUUGGCGUCUGGAAGAAAUACAGCCUUACAGUUGCUGUGAAAACACUGAAGGAAGAUACCAUGGAGGUAGAAGAGUUCCUAAAAGAAGCUGCAGUAAUGAAGGAAAUCAAGCAUCCUAAUCUGGUACAACUUUUAGGUGUCUGUACUUUGGAGCCACCGUUUUACAUUGUGACUGAAUACAUGCCAUAUGGGAAUUUGCUGGAUUACCUCCGAGAAUGCAACCGAGAAGAGGUGACUGCAGUUGUGCUUCUCUACAUGGCCACUCAGAUUUCUUCUGCAAUGGAGUACUUAGAGAAGAAGAAUUUUAUCCAUAGAGAUCUUGCAGCUCGUAACUGCCUAGUGGGAGAAAACCAUGUGGUAAAAGUGGCUGACUUUGGCUUAAGUAGAUUGAUGACUGGAGACACUUACACUGCUCAUGCUGGAGCCAAAUUUCCUAUUAAGUGGACAGCACCAGAGAGUCUUGCCUACAAUACCUUCUCAAUUAAAUCUGAUGUCUGGGCUUUUGGAGUACUGUUGUGGGAAAUUGCUACCUAUGGAAUGUCACCAUAUCCAGGUAUUGACCUGUCUCAGGUCUAUGACCUACUUGAAAAAGGAUAUCGAAUGGAACAGCCCGAGGGAUGCCCCCCUAAGGUUUAUGAACUUAUGAGAGCAUGCUGGAAGUGGAGCCCUGCCGACAGGCCCUCUUUUGCUGAAACACACCAAGCUUUUGAAACCAUGUUCCAUGACUCCAGCAUUUCUGAAGAGGUAGCUGAGGAGCUUGGGAGAGCCGCCUCCUCGUCAUCUGUUGUUCCGUACCUGCCCCGGCUACCUAUACUUCCUUCCAAGACUCGGACACUGAAGAAACAGGUGGAGAACAAGGAGAACAUUGAAGGGGCACAGGAUGCCACAGAAAAUUCUGCUUCCAGUUUAACACCAGGGUUUAUCAGAGGUGCACAGGCCUCCAGUGGAUCCCCAGCACUGCCUCGAAAGCAAAGAGACAAGUCACCCAGCAGCCUCUUGGAAGAUGCCAAAGAGACAUGCUUCACCAGGGAUAGGAAGGGGGGCUUCUUCAGCUCCUUCAUGAAAAAGAGAAAUGCUCCCACACCCCCCAAACGCAGCAGCUCCUUCCGAGAAAUGGAGAAUCAGCCCCAUAAGAAAUACGAACUCACGGGUAACUUCUCAUCUGUUGCUUCUCUACAGCAUGCUGAUGGGUUCUCUUUCACUCCUGCCCAGCAAGAGGCGAAUCUGGUGCCACCCAAGUGCUAUGGGGGGAGCUUUGCACAGAGGAACCUCUGUAAUGACGACAGUGGUGGGGGUGGGGGCAGUGGCACUGCUGGGGGUGGGUGGUCUGGCAUCACAGGCUUCUUUACACCACGCUUAAUCAAAAAGACACUGGGCUUACGAGCAGGUAAACCCACAGCCAGUGAUGACACUUCCAAGCCUUUUCCAAGGUCAAACUCUACAUCUUCCAUGUCCUCAGGGCUUCCAGAGCAGGAUAGGAUGGCAAUGACCCUUCCCAGGAACUGCCAGAGGUCCAAACUCCAGCUGGAAAGGACAGUGUCCACCUCUUCUCAGCCAGAAGAGAAUGUGGACAGGGCCAAUGACAUGCUUCCAAAAAAAUCAGAGGAAGGUGCUGCUCCAAGCAGGGAGAGACCAAAAGCCAAGUUAUUGCCCAGAGGAGCCACAGCUCUUCCUCUCAGAACGCCCUCUGGGGAUCUAGCCAUUACAGAGAAGGACCCUCCAGGGGUGGGAGUGGCUGGAGUGGCAGCUGCCCCCAAGGGCAAAGAGAAGAAUGGUGGGACACGACUUGGGAUGGCUGGAGUUCUAGAGGAUGGAGAGCAGCCAGGCUGGCCUUCUCCAGCCAAGGCUGCCCCCGUCCUCCCAACCACUCACAACCACAAAGUGCCAGUCCUUAUCUCACCCACUCUGAAACACACUCCAGCUGACGUGCAGCUCAUUGGCACAGACUCUCAGGGGAAUAAAUUCAAGCUCUUAUCUGAGCAUCAGGUCACAUCCUCUGGAGACAAGGACCGACCCCGACGGGUAAAACCAAAGUGUGCCCCACCCCCACCACCAGUGAUGAGACUACUGCAGCAUCCAUCCAUCUGCUCAGACCCUACAGAAGAGCCGACUGCAGGACAGUCCACGUCAGAAACACAGGAAGGAGGAAAGAAGGCAGCUCUGGGCGCAGUGCCCGUCAGUGGGAAAGCUGGGAGGCCAGUGAUGCCUCCACCUCAAGUGCCUCUGCCCACAUCUUCCAUCUCGCCAGCCAAAAUGGCCAACGGCACAGCAGGUACUAAAGUGGCUCUGAGAAAAACCAAACAGGCCACUGAGAAAAUCUCAGCAGACAAAAUCAGCAAAGAGGCCUUGCUGGAAUGUGCUGACCUACUGUCCAGUGCAAUCACGGAACCUGUGCCCAACAGCCAGCUGGUAGACACUGGACACCAGCUGCUCGACUACUGCUCAGGCUAUGUGGACUGCAUCCCUCAAACUCGCAACAAAUUUGCCUUCCGAGAGGCUGUGAGCAAACUGGAACUAAGCCUUCAGGAGCUACAAGUGUCUUCAGCAGCUGCUGGUGUGCCCGGGGCAAACCCUGUCCUUAAUAACUUGUUGUCAUGUGUACAGGAAAUCAGUGAUGUGGUGCAGAGGUAGCCACUGUUAGCCUGGUGGGAAAAUGCACACAUUUCUGAGGGGAGAGGGAAAGGGACUUGUUUUCCUGUGUUCUUGUUUUCAGAAAAUGAAAGACUCAUACUUGAGUGUGUUUAUGUGAAGUACCUCAGAUCCCUGAGUUCUCACGUUUACAGUUUCAUCUCAAAAAUAAGAAGCAAACCAGAUAAGUAUAGGAGAGGUAAAUUAAGUGGGGGCGAGGCAGUAGUGGACAGGGUUGGAAACUGCACUGGAAAAUAGGGAACAUGUGUAUGUCAUAAGGAAGGCAAUGCAGCCCAUCCCUACCUGGGGUGCUGGGAGGUGCUAGGCAGGGCUGCUCUCGGCAAGACCGCAGCAGCUGUGCGCAGACCUGGGGCUCUGGUAGGUACUUAACGGUGAUUAUGCUCCAGUUUACCUAAUGAAUUUGGUGGGACAGAAGAAAGGAAAGCUGGGAAUAUACCCAGAGAAAUUUUUGUUCAGGGCUGUUGGAAGCAGAUGUUAGCCUUGCUUGCUUCUGCAAGGCCAUUGCUGCUGUAAUAAGAACUGCAAAUCAGAGUGCUACAACACAAAACUGGGAAAUGUGGCCCUAUCUGAAUGCCUCUGUCCUGUUUUCCGCUGGUGUAUUAGUGCAGGAAGUAAAGAAUGCUGGAAAGUUGAAGCAGGGGAUUGAAAACCUUCUGAAAUCUUACACAGAUUAGCAGAAGUCACUUCUCCCAGUCUGGUAUAUUAUUUCAUAAUGGACCAGGAUUGGCUUCCUGCUUGGUGGUGGCUAUCUGUAAACCAUAAGUACAGGGGUCUCCCUCGUGGUUCUUCUCUGUCUUUUGCUGGGCAGGCUGUCUUCCUUUAUUCCUGGUAGCAUUCAGAGCAUUAACCAGUGUUGAUUUUGAAAAUAGUAGUCCCUACAGAUUCUCACAAAGGAAUGAAUCCUGUUCAGAUACAGUUCCCCUGCGUACUGACAUACUGGCCAAGGACUUGAGCAGCUGUGUAUUUUUCUUUAUCAACUAAAAUACCAGGGAGAUAGUCUUUUCUUGAAACCCGGUGACCUGUGACUGAGAGGAAAAGCUGACUUGGUCCUAAUGGCUGUUUCUCUACCUUUCCCCUCCCUUAUCACCUUAAGCCCAAUCUAGGUAGAGAAUAGGGAGAGGCAUUCUCCUCUGUGUGGAUUUGAAGUGAAUCACCCCCACGUUAUUCUCAUGUGCUUUUCUUCUCUCACAUAUUCCUCCCUACCCCCCACCCAAUCAUUGUGUUUAUUUGUACAGAUCUUAUUGGGAAUAUUCUUUAUUUAUUUUGUCAUUUCACUUCUAUUUUAAGAAUGCAUAAUUGAAGAGUAGUCAUUUUCAGGGAGCACCAGUUAGACCUUGGGAACCUAAUGACUUAAUCCUUAAAUAUGUUUUGCCCUUGAAAAAUAGGCCUUUUUCCUUCCCUACUUAGUUGUAAUUGUGGAAGCUAAUUAGGAUGGCAUGGAAGUGAAUCUAAUGAGUUAGGUAUUAUUAAUGUUCUUGGUAUCGGGUCUAAUUCCAAUUACUGCUUCAUUCUCUUUUUAGAACUUUAUGAAUACUUCCCCCAUCCUCCCCAAGGAGAGCUCAAUACACACGUAUUUUUAUUUUAUUCUCUCAAAGGAAUAUUAGCUUAGGAAGAUAGGAAUUCAACAUUGAGCAGUGAGUUUUCUUCCUGGCUCUGUCACUGAUACAGUGUCAAACCACAGCCCCAUCUCUUAAUCUAUUCAAUUAAGGUAAUAGUGCAUAUUCUCAAGGGUGUUGCAAAUAAGUGUACAGCUAUCCCUUUGAGAGCCUCUCUGGAAAGCUCAGCGCAGUGUUGUCAUGCUGAAUGGUUUUUCAUUCUCUUAUUUGCUGAGUAGAAAAUAUUAAUGAAAUUAAGAAUUGCUGAGAUUAAUAUAAUUGGGCUGGAAUACUAAGGGGGAAACUAUGUUUUGAAUUGAUUUGGCAUUUUUGACCAAGAACAAAAUUGAGUUUUCAUUGGAAAGAAAGGAAACCUUGAUUCUUACCAUUGCUGCUCCAAAGGAGGCCCAGGCUAAGAAGAUGAGAGGAGACAGGCGGUGCUGGGCAUCCCUGGCAGGUGUUGGGUGAUCCCCGUGGUGUGUCGCCUGCGGCUGCAGCACAGGCAGCCAGUGAUCGGGUUAAUCUCCUCGUAGUGGUUGGAAGAGAACUCAGAUGUGAAAACCAGCCGUCCUUUUCCCACCUUCUUUCCUGCCAUUCUCGCUCAUCAUACUUGUCCAUAAACUUGAAGAACUCAUUUUAGCAGUUAGCCUUUUAAGGUCAAGGAUGGGAAAGCUAAAACUUCAGAACGUUAUUAUGCUGCUUUUUAGGUUUAUCCCUGUUGUUGUGGGAUGCAAGUUAAGGGAUUAUAAUUGUUUUUCAGGGUUUUUUUGUUCUUUGUUUUUUAAGCAAGGGCUCUAUUUUCCCUUGAGAGUUCUGGAAAUAAGCCUUGGAGAAACACUACUGAGUGUAUUUAGGCUCCCUGGUUUUCUCGCCCAACAACAAUCUGAAGGGUAGGGGGUGGGGGCUGUGUCUUACUCAGGGGCAGCACCUAGCUCUGUCUUGCCUACAGUGGGUGCAUAAUACAUAAAUGGAAUUGAUUUUUGUCAACACUGUCAAGAGUGGCAUUGACUGUUGGAGCACACCCCGUCCACAUGAUGCUUGAACUAUGUAACUUCAGGGGUUGAGGGCUCAAGGUUCAGGUUAAAGAGGCACUGUCAACUUACUCUACAAGCAUAAUUUAGGUUUUUCCUUUUUCUACUUGAAAAGGACCAGCUUAAACACAAACCCUUAUGUAAAUUAAAAGGUUUGAAUCCAAAGCAGAGAAAACUGCUUCUAGAAACUAAAAGUGUAGUUUAACUAUUCUAAAAGCAGUGAGAAAAGGCCCACAUACAAGGCAUUGACAGUUUUCUAACGUGGUUGUGCUGUGUUUCUGGAUGCAUGCCUUUGGGCUGCCACUGCUCGACUCCUUUCAUGUACAGAUAAUAUUAUUUCAGUUUAGAUUUCCUACUUUAAAAUGCCGUGAUUUGUGUUGAAUACAUCUUGAUUGUGCUUUACCUAAAGUAUUUUCUUAAAAGGCUUUGUGUAAAAUUUAAAUGUAUAUAUUUUCCUGUAGACUUCCAUCAUGAUUUUCAGAGAUUAGCCUUAAAAAAUUUGGCCCUAAGAAAUUCAUUCAGUGUUUUUCCAGAUGACAGACUCUGUACAUAGAGGUCGUUAUAGUGGAGACCCUUUACCAGCAGCAUUUUAGUAUUUAAAUUAGAUGGAGAGUUUCUUAGGAUUCAACUGAAAGUUGGCCAGUAAAAUAUUUCCCAGGUAAUAAAGCAUGCUGACUUUACUAAGGCACUGCCCAUUUUUGUUUAACUAAAAUCAUGGAGAUUUUGUUUAAAGGAUGCAGUAUAGAUAGUGGUUUAGUGUUUAGGCUCUAAUGCCGGUCUAAAAGGCAAGUCAUUUAACCUUGGGAGCCCCAGUUUCCUCAUUGUAAAACAGGGAUAAUAAUAGUAACUACCUCAGGGUUGUUGUAAGGAUUAAAUGAGAUGAUAUUUGUAAGAUACUUAGCUCAAGUGCCUGGCACGCAAUGAGCACACUCUAUAAAUGUUAAACUGCUACUACUAUUAUUAACACCCAGUCUAGGGAUGCACAGUAGGAUCCCCUAGGGGGUAAAAAAAAAAAAAAAAAAAGCCAAACUGACGGAAUAGCCCCACUCCAGAUCAGAAUUCCCAGUGGACUGGGGUCUCGGCCAGUAUGUUCUCCAGUGAUCUCGCCAGGUGUUUCAAACACCCACGGCUAUCUGAAAACUGUUAGUACCCUAACCCUUUUCUUUAUAGAUUAAGAAACUAGCAGAAGAUGGUUCAGUAACUUGCCCAUUGUCUCAACAGUUAAUUAGUGGCAGAGCCAGGACUAGAAUUCAAGUCUCUUGACUUUAUGGUUGUGGGGUCUUUCCACCAUACCUGCUGCCAUGUGAGACACUGCAAAAAAGUGGCUCAGACUGACAAUCAGCCUGUGUGGUGUUGCACACUUUGUAAAGCACAUGCUCCUGACACUCUGACCUUAAGGGAUUUGAAUGUGGAGUAAUGGGAACACGAGCAAAGCAAGCACUCAGUAGAAUUCAGUCAUUUAAAAAAUCAUAUGGGGUCAUUCUUUUGGACAGACCUCAGCAACACAGCAAUGUGCACUUUGUAGUAAAGAAAACCAACUUGAGUUUUUAAAAAACCUAGUUAGUCCUACAUUCCUUUUUCUUAAAAAAAACUUUAUUGUUCACAUUGUUUUAAUAACUAAGAUAAUGUAUAUGAGAGCACUUUGAGAAAAUAUCAACUGUAAUAUAACUAUAAGGUGGUAGUAUUGUCUGUUUAAAAGAUAAGACAGUUGAUUCAAUGUGGAUGGACCCUGUGGGGGACCUGAAAAUGCAGAUAUGUAAGAAUCACCUCUGUCAUGUAUCACAGUUAGAAAUAUGAAACUGCUUAACGAAUAUGAGCAGGUAUAGCAAGUGUUUUGCUAAAGUUGUAGUUCAGAGCUGAAUUACUUCAGGAAACUAGGGACCAACUUUUUGGUUUAAUUCCGAUCUUUAAAAAGUAAGAAUGUGUACUCCAGAACACAGAAGCUCUUGCAGGGACCUUGACUCAAGAAGGAUGAGGCCCUCUUCUCCAUUUGUCCACUAUAAGCUUGGCCAUUUAUCCUAAAUGUGGUGGGAGCAAACUUGUUAUCUGUUGAUGUUGACAGUGUCUUUUUUAACCUAUGUCCUGCAUAGUUUUGUUAGGUUUACAGGGGGAAGUGGAUGGCCAUAAAACCAGUGCACUCUGGGAAUUACUUUUCUAGGAUUUCCUACCAGUUAUAAAUGACAUUGACAUUUGUCAUCUAUCUUUUUUUUUUUCUUUUUCUAAAAAGAGUAGCUGAAUUUAAUUCACCUAUUAUAAAAUACUUGAAAGUAAAUUGCAUUGGUGGCCACUUUUGAAUGAUAGUUACAUUUCAUGAUGACCCCUCCUGCUCCCUUCCAUUUUGCUACUGAUGUCAUUGUUGUUAUCAGGCUGUGCCCCUACCGGGAGUUCAUAUUGGGUUGACGGGGUUAUCUAUAUUUUUGUUCUUGAUUUUUGAGUUUCAUCGUCUUGCAUUAAAUUGUUCCCCCUGGAUUUGGGGUUCAUCUCUGUGCCCUAAGGAUCUGCUAUGACCAGUCCUCUUUUUGUAGGUGGUGGGUCUCUGGCUUAAGUAUUGAUAGGCUUCAGCGGUUUGUAUCUCUGUCUUAGCUUGUAUCAAGCCAGUAGUAGCUCACUUCCUUUGUAAAUGCCUACUUCAGUCUGGAAUCCGUAGGAGUAUAUGAGAACUUCUGAAAUGUCUCCCACUCUUAACAGUCAGGAUAUCUAUAUCAUUUGGAUAGAGUUCCGGUUUUCCAACUACUAGACUUUUGCAAGGCUUGCUUUUUUUUCUCCCCCCCCAGCAAGCCAGUAGUAACCAUUACUGUUACUUGCUUUGUUCAGCACAACUGUGGUUCACUUGAACUUCACUGUCAUUCCCUGUGCUCCUCUCUUACUGGGAAGCGUGGGUGGGAUUCAGGGCUGUGGGCAGGUUGCACCUGCUCCGGAGCGCUCACCCCCAGACUCCUAGUCCAGCCUGUCUUUUGGGAAGUUUAUUGCAAUGUCCACAAGGAUGAAUUUCUGCUUUUCAUGCCACCUCUGUGAGGUAUGUAUUCUAUCUUGAGUAUGUACAAGAUGAUACCUUUUGGCCGGGCUUGGUGGCUCAUGCCUAUAAUCCCAGCACUUUGGGAGACCAAGAUGGUCAGAUCACUUGAGGUCAGGAGUUUGAGACCAGCCUGGCCAACAUGGCGAAACCCCAUCUCUACUAAAAAUGUAAAAAUUAGCCAGGUAUGGUAGUACACGCCUGUAAUCCCAGUUACUCCCGAGGCUGAGGCAGAAGAAUUGCUUGAACCCAGGAGGCGGAGGUUGCAGUGAGCUGAGAUCGCGCCACUGCACUCCAGCCUAAGUGAUAGAGUGAGACACAUCAAGAAAAAACAAAAACAAGAUGAUACCUUCAUUUCUGACUCUAUAUCCUGGAUCCAAAGGACAGGAAAUUAGGGAAGGCUUCACCCUGUGGGAUCAGGAUAAAAAGAUCCCAUAUUCCUCCCCAGGUAAGGAGGCCUGUGGCAGGUCAUGAUUGAAAGCUGACUUGGAAUGGCAGAAACUGCUGAGAGGCCACCCUUUGAGAUUUGUGCCUUCAAAGAUAGGUUUCAUGAGUCUUAUAGAGGAAAAACUCGUCAGCGGGGUUGAUUUUGCAUGAUGAUUGAACGAGAACUGGUAGACACGAGCUUCUCAGGUGGCAGUGGCCAGAGCCUCCAUCUGUGAGAAUCCCCCACUUGAAGUGGUUUCCUGAGAGUGCUCACUCGGCAAUGGCUGCGUUUCUCAAGCCCGCCUGCGAGGCCUCACCAGACCCUUCCCUCCAAGUGCACUUACUUCUUCAUCCCCAUGUACAUCUCUAACUUUGAAAUUGUUUACCUCUCCUAGAAAAAUCUUACCUUUUACCCUGAGCAGAGUAGCAAAGCCCUGUUCACUCAGAGGGAGCAGCUGGCAUGUUGAAGGGGAAAGGCCAGGCACAGCACUGUCCUCAGACCACCCCAUAUCUGGAGCAGAAUUGUGAUACAUGUCAUCUGUGUCUGUUCUGGAAGAUUCUUUGUUCAUCGUACUCGCAUCAGCAGAUUUCAGGGUCCUCCUUGUCACUCCAGGCUACUGAGCUGAACCCUUAGAAGCUGGGGUCUCCGAGCAUGCUAAAUAACCUUUUAGGACACGCUGGAGGCAAACUGUGGAAUGCUAGCAGGCUUUAUGAAAGGAAAUAUAGGGAGUUUGUGUAGUCGGAACUUGCUUAGAUUUGCUUCUGAAUCUCAGAGUGGGAGUUUUAAAUCAUGUAAUUAGGCACCGUCAACUUUAGCUGGAGAAUGGGACUUAAAUGUUCAUAUAUAUGUAUACUUAAUUUUCAGCAAUUAUAGCACAACAAAAAAUAUGCAAAUUUAUUGUUGUUUUAGAAGGUAUUGCAGGACUAGGAAUGCUUUAGGGUCAUCAACAGUAAACCUCAGAUACUGUUCUGCGUGAUUCAGAAGUACCAUACCAGGUAUUGUGAGUGGCAAGAAGGCCAGGAGACAGAGAUGCUUCUGGUAGAUGAGGGCCAGAGAAACCAGCUCUCCUCCAUUUGACAGCAAUUUUUCACUGUGGCCACUUGGACUCUAUUAUGUUUUGAGAGGAAUUUAUUGAGAUCUUGAGAAAUCACCAUGAUUAGGAUGAUUGUCAAUUAGUAUUCAGAAACUAGAAAGGAACAAUGAGAUACUCGUUGUAUGGUUCUUUAGGGCAUAUGUUUGAAAACCCUCUCAUCUCAGAUCUGUAUAGCUGGUGUGCGUUUGUGUCCAUAAGUGCACAUGCACUGCUGUCGUGCCCAUUAAGAAAGGGGGAGUAAGUAAAAGAGGAAUCACUCAGAUCUUUCCUUGGGUGAACAGCGGUGGCGUGGUUGGUGUGUUGACUGUGAACAGGCUGAUUUAGCUGUUGAUGCAUACUCAGAACCCCCAUCUCCUCCCAGACUCUGCACUUUUCCUUCUUUGCAGUCUGAUUCUCUAAUGACUGUCACUGGACAAACCCAGUUUUAUGCUUGCUUAGUAAAAAUAAGUUUAAACAUUUCAUGGUGGUUGACAGAGCUUUGUCCCAAAACAUGCGGAUUCAGAUUCUUUAAAACUCGUUGAACAUUUAUACCAAAGGUCCCGCCCUGCAGGUGUGUAUGUGAUGCACAGAGAGUGGGGUUUGGAGCAUCAGGCACCGUGUGCAUUGCUAAGGGGACAUAGUGAGACAACGUGGGAUUUAACUAAAAACACAUCAGUCGUGGGCCACGCUACCAGUGUUGUCAGGUAUAUUUGUUCUUCAUUGUUGUUGUAAUAUAUUUUCCGUUGUUUUUCUAAUUUAAUUCUCUCCCUCUGUUGUCUGACUGUGAACUGCUAACAGUGUUAAACUUGAUGUAAAUAAAUGAGGCCCUUGAAAGGGACUGCUCUCUCUGUCUUCUCACAAGGUUUGCCAAGUUGUGUUUUGUUUUAAAUAAAGGUUGCAAUAUUUUAUUGGCAAA
Rhinopithecus roxellana (golden snub-nosed monkey) is the source of this 11816-nucleotide messenger RNA. RefSeq names its product ABL proto-oncogene 2, non-receptor tyrosine kinase (gene ABL2). NCBI's taxonomy places the organism in Eukaryota, Metazoa, Chordata, Mammalia, Primates, Cercopithecidae. The record is from RefSeq and is a predicted model, not a curated record. Gene Ontology annotation, molecular function: protein binding; non-membrane spanning protein tyrosine kinase activity; ATP binding. Gene Ontology annotation, biological process: regulation of apoptotic process; protein phosphorylation. The coding region runs from base 205 to 3744 and encodes 1179 amino acids. The transcript is spliced from 12 exons.